Messenger RNA from Penicillium antarcticum, 2742 nucleotides. RefSeq names its product F-box domain protein. Lineage: Eukaryota; Fungi; Ascomycota; Eurotiomycetes; Eurotiales; Aspergillaceae. The transcript has 2 exons. The coding region runs from base 1 to 2742 and encodes 913 amino acids. The record is from RefSeq and is a predicted model, not a curated record. Gene Ontology annotation, molecular function: protein binding.
AUGGAGUCCUCCCCCGAAGGCUCCCUCGAGUUGCGACACUCCCCACCGCCCGACUCGCACGCGGUGUUUGAUCGGCUCCCAGCCACUGUGAUCGAGUGCAUCCUAUUUUCCGCUGAUGCUAAUACAUUCGCAUCUUUGGCUCUUCUAAACAAAACAUGGAAACAUGCAUCCGAUACCCCGGAUUUAUAUGCACAUCACCUGUCGCACUGUCCAUCAUUUUCUUGGACUCAUGGCGCGAAUUCCACAGCUGAUAUAGAGAGCCUCGCUGAUCUCAAACGUCUAUUUAUCAAGGAGAUCAGACAGAAUGCAUACGACGUGUUUUUGCGACCUCGGCAGACCCUCGUGAGACUAAUUUCAAGUUCUAUGAGUUCUUCUACGGCUUUCCCACAAGGAGAAGUCUUUCGAUUUUCAUUUUCAGCAAAUGGUCAAAUAGUUCUCUGUAUCAGCUCCUCUCGCAUUGUGAUAUUGGAUGUUGCAUCUGAUCCAGUCACUGUUAAGCAUGAACUACAGACUCGGAGAAGGCCACUGGGCGCCACGGUUCGGGACGACGGCUCGCUCAUUGCUAUUUUGUCGUCCACACAUCGGGUUCAUAUUUAUCAGCUCUCUGAUGAUGAAGCUAAGCACAUUCAAGUUAUUACACUGAACGAUGCUCCUAGAGAUAUUGCAUUCUCACCAACAGGGAGCAUUCUAGCAUUGGCCUUUGAAGAUAGUAUCGAGGUUUAUGCUGUGGGGGAAGAUGCUAAGCCGACAGAUCGCCGCGCAGUACGCUGUCUUCGUGUCGACGGACUUUCAUUCUCCCCUGAUGGGUCAAUGCUUCUUGGAUCUUCGACUGAUUGCGAGCGAGAUGGUGUUGUUGCGAUUACGGCACCUUUCUAUACGGAGACUGGAACAGAUGCCUCGCCUGAAGAACUCCACUCGCGAAUGUGGACAACGCAGAUUCUUUUCCCUGAGAUCACGCGCGGCUGUACUCAUGCUUGCCUUAUUGCUGGCCACGAGGACUCAGAUGAAAACUGGGUAAUGGGCUAUGACAGCCAAUUGGCAGCAUUCAAAGCCUUGAGGUUGAACGAUGUCAGUGCGGGUGUUGUGUAUUUUGCCAGUCCAUUUAUCCCAGACGAAACAAGAGAGAUGCGACCAAAUAUGGGGCCUGCUACGGAUGAUGCAGGAGAGCUUGUUGCUUUGGGAUUCCAAGACUCCACUUUGUGGAUUUACGGGGUACCGGGACGCUUGGACCUUACUCCUUCAACUACAGGUACUCAAAAUGAGCUCACUGGUACCCAAGUUGGUGGUAUUCAUCACUGCGGAGGCCGUCCGCCUCGUGACAACCUUGCGCAACUUGAGAAGAUCAUCCAACAACCCAAGAUAUUGAUUCGUGGACGCCGCGUCGCUGACAUGAAGGGUGUUACAUCUGCUCACUGGGUACGGGUGACUGAUUCAACAUCAGAAACCAGAUCCCAUCGCCGUAGACUUGUCGCAGUUGCUCCUGGUGGGGUGCGUCCGCAGAUAUUUGGCGCGGAGGACAUCCCAGUUGACGGUGGCCGGAUGCUCCUUUUAGAUUUUGAACGACGCACAACGAACGGCGAGACAAUCGAGCUCGAUAUUGAAGUCGGAGAAACGGCGCCCAAAAUCCUCAUGGAACCAGACUCCUCUAUGGACACCGAGGUUGAACUUGAAAGAAGGCGAACUAGAUUACAUCGUGGAGAUACCGAUACAACAUUUGCAUCCGCUACUCAUCAUCGAUUAGCAGCUCCCCGAGAUAGUCGGACAGUGCCGUUUCAUUUCCGUCGAUUUAGUGUUGCAAGCCCUGCUUCGCCUACUGACAUAUCUCGAGGCGAUGCACUUGAUCUGCCAUAUGACAACACGCAACCUCGUUCAAGUGAUGUUCUCCACCGCGCUGCUACAGCAGCUGCAUCAACACGUGGGCGAUAUGAUCCACGUUAUCGUAACUCCCCCAGUCGACGAAAUCUUCCACAUGAAAGCGACGCCGACAACUGGGUACCGCCGCCUCCUCCAUACAAACCGGAAACAGAGGUACCGUUGCCAGAAGAUCUACUCAGAACCCUUCUCCCGAGAAAUAUGGUAGAUGCCCAAGCUCUCAACGACUCUGUCAAUCAUCCUGUGCGAGCACAAACCACUCGCAUUGCACGGUCGACGGCAUCACCUCGCCCACGCCCUCAAUCAGCAAUUCUCCAAAGACUGGGAACCAUAACCGGCCCUAGACGCAGGGGGAGCUCCAUUGGCAGAGAAGAUCUCUACUUCAGCCAGCAAUCCGAGAGCCCAACUAUCACAGCUGCCUGGGAACAGUCCGUCAACGACAUCCCACCAUCAACACAAGAGCCUAGCCCAAUACCAGAUGCAGCAGCAUCCCUGGCACAUCACCACCCAGCAGUCCAAGCACCGCCCACAUUUGCCGUGCAUCCAGCGGAACAGACCAUCCAAGAAAACCCAAUGCCUCUCCCAUACCUAGGAGCAUCCGCUCUGGGCGAUGCCUACUUCCCAUACUCUGUGUCGUCCCCAAACCUUCUGCAUAUCCCACAACCCCAUGGUGAUAUGCAGGAGACAAUAGCAGACGAUGAGCAUGAGAUACCUCAGAGGCAGCGAUCAUUCCGAAGGCGGGUUUCAACGGAGCCUACAAGCUUACCACCGCCCGAGAAUGAGGAAUGGAGACGGCGUAUACAGGAUUGGAAUGAACAUACAAUAAAAGAGCGAGGGAGGAAGCGGAGGGGGAGGUGCAUUGUCAUGUAG